This is a messenger RNA of Elaeis guineensis (African oil palm), 1480 nucleotides long. RefSeq names its product peptidyl-prolyl cis-trans isomerase CYP21-4. The record is from RefSeq and is a predicted model, not a curated record. Gene Ontology annotation, molecular function: peptidyl-prolyl cis-trans isomerase activity. Gene Ontology annotation, biological process: protein peptidyl-prolyl isomerization. Lineage: Eukaryota; Viridiplantae; Streptophyta; Magnoliopsida; Arecales; Arecaceae.
GAGAGAGGGGUUUCAUAGCGAUCACGUGCACGUGCACGUGCCACCUCGACGUCGGACAGAGGCGAGGCGAGGCGAGGCGAGGCGAUGAGGACGAGGAGUCGGGGGAUGAGAUGAGGGAGAUAUCGAACAACAGAUCGAGAUAGGCAAGGCAGCGGCGCAGCGUCUCAACUUCGUUUUUCUCCCUCUUUCUGUCUUGUUCUUCUUCUGCCCUCCCUCCCUCGACGCGUCGUCUAAGCAUCGGUGGUCUCUCUAGGGUUUUUCCAUCCGAACUGCGCGAAUCAGGCGGAGGAGCAACAAGCAAGCGGGCAUGCGGUGAGGCGACCCCCGGCAGAGGAGGCUAUCCUGGUCGUAAGUCUCUCCUAGGUUUCUCUUCUUCAUAGGAAGCUGUUGCUAGAGAUCGUCAUUUUGUAAAAGCACCUCAUGGCAAGAAUCAAACCACAGGCAUUGUUACAACAAAGCAAGAGGAAGAAGGGCCCAACUCAAACACGUCUGGCAACUAUUAUUACUUGCAAAUUUGUUGUCAUCUUGAUUGUGUUAUCCCUAUAUGCAACUUACAGGCACCGGCAUGGAAGGUCAAGUGAUCAAUCAGGGUUUGACUUGCACGAUUUGCAGAAAUCAGAAACGUUUGGAGAAUCAAAGAAAUACAAUCUUCCAAGUUAUGCGAUUUUGAAUACUGGGAAAGGUUCAAUAACUAUGGAGCUUGACAAGGAUGCGUCUCCUGAUGUUGUGGACAAGUUUGUUGUGUUAUGUCAAAAGGGUUAUUUCAAAAUGAUGCCGUUUCAUCAUGUGAUAAAGAACUAUGUGAUCCAAGGAGGUCAUUCUCAAAGAAUUGGAGCUGCAGAAGACUGGAUAUUGAAAGGAAAAUCCAACAAUCAACUUGCCAUAAGUCCAAAGCAUGAAGCAUUCAUGAUUGGGACCACGGUGGCUAAUUCAGAUGAUAAAGGAUUUGAGCUCUUUAUUACAACAGCACCAAUUCCAGACUUAAAUGAAAAGCUUGUUGUGUUUGGACGGGUCAUCAAGGGGGAAGAUGUGGUCCAGGAAAUUGAGGAAGUUGACACGGAUGAACAUUAUCGUCCCAAGUCCCCCAUAGGGAUUAUUGACGUUACGCUAAAGCAGGAGCUUUGAACAAUGCUGAUCCCUUUUUCAUGUACCUCUGAAUUUUUCUGCACCUAUCUGAUGGUCUGCAUGCUGAAAUAUAAUUUUGCCAUCUGAAAGCCCUUGCAUCCUUUGAGGACUUUCAGACAUGGUUUCAACCGUCAUGCAGCGCUUGGAUUUAACCGGGCUUGUGUUGUAGUAAUGCUUUCAACUGGUGCAUGUAUAAAAUCAAAGAAGGCACUUGUUAGACCGCAGUUUUGGCUGAUGGUCCAUCUGCUGAUAAGCUUAUGAACCGUAUUCUCCCAACCUUUAUAUAUUACAUCAUGUUUUCGGCCAAAUAUUGGGCUUUGUGCAACGCUUGAGCAUGAAAAGUUUCUUUUGCCUA